Messenger RNA from Pantherophis guttatus, 2114 nucleotides. It is a transcript of the gene NCAPH2, whose product is annotated as non-SMC condensin II complex subunit H2. Gene Ontology annotation, cellular component: nucleus; condensin complex. Gene Ontology annotation, molecular function: chromatin binding. The record is from RefSeq and is a predicted model, not a curated record. Gene Ontology annotation, biological process: mitotic sister chromatid separation; meiotic chromosome condensation. NCBI's taxonomy places the organism in Eukaryota, Metazoa, Chordata, Lepidosauria, Squamata, Colubridae.
AAAAUCAAAACGGCCGCCGCCGCCUCGGCCGCCGCCGCCGCCGCCAUGGAGGACGCGGAGUCGCGCUUCCUGCACUUCUUGCAGCCCAUCCGGGACCUGACCAAGAACUGGGAGGUGGACGUGGCCACGCAGCUGGGGGAGUACCUGGAGGAGCUGGACCAGAUCUGCAUCUCCUUCGACGGCGGGAAGACCACCAUGAACUUCAUCGAAGCGGCGCUGCUCAUCCAGGGAUCCGCCUGCAUCUACAGCAAGAAGGUGGAGUAUCUUUACUCACUGGUGUACCAAGCCCUCGAUUUUAUCUCCAGUAAGAAGCGGGAGAAACAGCCCACGUCAGUCGGUGCGGAUGGGGCCGACGGGGAUGUCAGCGCCGGACCAGGAGCAGAAGAAGAAGAAGAGUUCCUCUCCUUGGACGACAUCCAGCAGGCCAGCAGAGCCAACAUGGACCUGAGGGACGACCAGCAGCACAACACGGUCCCCAUUGUUCCCCUGACCCCCAUGGCUCUGGUGCCCCCCGAAGAGUCGGAAAAGAAGGACAACCCCCUCUUUAGCCGGAAGGGAGAGCUGCUGGCCAGCAGGAAGGACUUCCGGAUGAACACCUGCACCCCCCACCACAACGGGCUCUUUGUCUUGGAACUGGCGGGGGUCUCGCCCACCCAGUGCCAAGAGGGCAGAGACGGCGGUUGGGGCCACGGCAACCCCAACGGUGUCCAGAGCCUGGCUCCAACAGCUGGCUCCAUGCCCAUGGAGGUCAGCGGGUGCGAGACCCCCGUUCUCGCUCUGGACUUCUCUGGAGAAGGAAUGAACCCCACUGAUGACCAUGAAGAUGGUGGUGAGGACUUUCUGCCAGACAUCCCAGAAGAGGGUCAAGAGGUCCCCUGCGCCGGAGCAGAGGAAGACGUCGCGCAUCAGACGAGCGCCCCCCAGAGCAAAGGGUACGCAUUGCGGGAGAGACUCCCUGCCCUGGAUGCCAAUCCCCACCUCAAGGACACGGGGGACCCCUGGCGCGGCCUCGACCCCUUCAGCUCCUCGGAAGACAAACCCUUGAAGAAAGGGAGACCCUUCACCGUGCCCCGCGGCCUGGAAGAUUUGUCCGGUGCCAAACGCAAGAGACGUCCGUCCUCCAAGCUGGAAGAUUUUGUGUCGUGGUUUUCGUCCUCCGAGCCCGACCAGGCUGGCAGCCAGAGAAGCCGCUGGAAAGGCUCCACGUUCGCUGACCUGGAGGUCCUGUAUUGGAGGAACGUGAAGGAGCGCCUGGCGGCCCAGAGGAAGCUGCAGAAGAGGAUGCUUUUUCCCCCCUUGAACCAGCGUCCGCAUCUGGGGUUGCAGUUCGGAGAGCUUGGCGCUCUGGAGAUGGACCGGGAGGAGGAGAACUUCGAUGCUGCGGCUGCUGCCGACGAUGGGCCAGAGGACUUUGUGGCGGAUGAGGAGAUCCCCCCGUUGGAAGCCUCCGAAGGGAUGCCAGACGGCGUGGCAGAUCCUGGGGAAAUCCCCUCUUCCCUGAGCUACGAGGAGCUGGUCAGCAGGAACGUGGAGCUCUUCAUGGCCCACUCCCAGAAGUACGCCCGGGAGACGGUGCUGUCCCAGCGGGUCCGCGACUGGGAGGAGAUGAUGGUCCCGCAGCUGGAGGAACAGGAAGCCCGCGCCGCCUUCGACAUCCACAGCUACGGAGACCAGCUGGUGUCCCGGUUCAGCCGCGUGGGCGAGUGGCAUUCGUUUGCCAGCCUGCUGGCAGGGCAGCCGGCCUUCGAGGUCUGCCGGGCCAUGUUGGCCUCCCUGCAACUGGCCAACGACUACACCGUGGAAGUCUCCCAGGGGCCAGGCCUGGAAGAGGCCGUCGACACCAUGGCGCUGCGCCUCCUGAGCCAGGAAAGGGCCCAUCAGCGCUUUCACACGUACACGGCUCCCUCGCUCAGCAAGCAGUGACGCCCCUCUCGCCUCCUCUGCGCUGUGCCUCCUAUUUGUGUACAUAUGUCCAUAUAUAUGUAUAUAUUUGCUUGUAUGUAAAUGUAUGAAAUUUGUAUAGCUUUAUCCUGCCCUUACAUACUCCCCAUCCCCUCCAAGUGUUUCAGCAACGGGCCCUUUCCCCUAAUAAAAGGUGCCUUGUAGAGACGCAA